Messenger RNA from Monopterus albus (swamp eel), 2189 nucleotides. RefSeq names its product centrosomal protein 55 like (gene cep55l). The transcript is spliced from 12 exons. Gene Ontology annotation, biological process: establishment of protein localization; mitotic cytokinesis; regulation of phosphatidylinositol 3-kinase/protein kinase B signal transduction. Bases 186 to 1688 code for a protein of 500 amino acids. NCBI's taxonomy places the organism in Eukaryota, Metazoa, Chordata, Actinopteri, Synbranchiformes, Synbranchidae. Gene Ontology annotation, cellular component: midbody. The record is from RefSeq and is a predicted model, not a curated record.
CCCUUGAUUACGUAAACAUGCGCACAACAUUGCACGUUACGGAUAUGACGUCAACGCGCUGUAAUUCAAACUUGAGGAAAUGAAAGCAUCUGCUUAGGAAGCGGUUCUGUCGUUAACAGACUGUUUUCAGAGGAUAUCUCCGUUUUAUUUGUUAUACUAUUCCAGGUUACGGCCUCAGCGCAGCCAUGACUUCUAAAAGUGCCAAAGAGACCAUUGUUGCCAAACUGGGUUUCAAAUCCAGCAGCUGUGCCUCCAAAGCUGAGGCAGAGCUAGAGAAAAUCAGGAAGGAGAACAUUCACCUGAGGAAAAAGAUUGACGAACUGGCCAAACAACACACCAAACCACCUGACUCUGACAAAAACAAGCUGCUAGAGGUAAAGGAAUUGAAAGUGCUAAAUCCAGAGAUGCUCACAAAGGAUUUUUUUUGGUGGAAGGUAGUCAAGUUUUUGUUUAUUUUAUAUUGUGCGUUUCAGGUGGUAACAUCACUGCAGGCCCAGCUAGAGCAGCGGAGGAAGGAGGCAGAGCAGAGAGACAUGCUAUUCCAGAACUUGUCACAAGAGACAGAGAAUCUGAAAAACAAGCUGGUCACUGUUUCUGCUCGGUGCCAGGCCCUAGAAGCACAGGUGAAUGGACAGGUACCUUCUGCAGACUUGGCAUUGGUACAAGAUCAACUGAGAGAUGCUCUCGAGAAAAACCAGCAGUGGCUGGUGUACGACCAGCAGAGAGAGGCCUACGUGCAGUCUACUGUUGCCCGUGCACAGGAACUGGAGCUGCAGCUGGCCCAGGCAAAGCUGCAAGAAACCAAACAAGAGGCCAGUUCACAUGCUCCUGCCAAUUCAGCAGCACCAGAAAAGAAUGCUCAACAUAACCAGUUGCUGUUGGAGGUGCAAAAAGACCUGGAGCUGGAAAAAGAUCAGGUUACCCGAGUACAACAGGAGCUCAAAGUGCAGAGGGAACAGACCCUGAACGCUCAGGCUGAGCUGCAGUCUCAGAAGGAGCAAGUCACCAGGCUCCAGGAGGAGAUUUCAGUUCUGCAGAGGAAGUAUGAAGAGAAGUGUAGUGAGCUGUCCUCCUUUCUGAGGAGGUACGAAAAGAAGAGCAAAGAGGUGGAGGAGGCCAAGAUGCAGCUGCAGGCAGAACAACUCAGCAGCAGACAUGUAGUGUGUGAGGAGAGAAAGGUAUCAUCUGAGCGGACAGACAGGAUGAGAGUGGAGCUGGAGAAUAUGGACAUCAGACUGGAAGAGGAGAGGAAGAGAUCUGCUGGACUUCUGCUGCAGGUGAAUAUGCUGCAAAAGUCUCUUCUGAGCCUAAAUGAAGAACAGACGAGAAUCGCAGCACUGGAGCAGCAGAUACAACUCUCUGCUAAGGACUUUGAGAACGAAAAGAUUGAUCGUCAGAACUUGCAGCACCAGUUACACAAGGUGCUGAAGGAGCUCCGCAAGGCCCGUGAUCAGAUUGCUAACCUGGAGUCUGCUAAACAGCCAAACACCCAUUUUUCAGAGCCCAGCUGCUACAAUAAACUUGAGUUUGACCGUCUUACUAUCGGCGAUCAUCCAGCUCCUGCAUCCCCAUCAAAAGUCACAAACCUCCUGGAUGAAAGUUUCUUGGAGUGUCCAAAGUGUCACGCCCCCUAUCCCACCAGCCGCCACAGGGAGCUCCUGGCACACAUUGACUAUUGCUUUGCCUAAGUUAACACAGUCUAGAUCGGUGGUUUCCAACCUGGGUAUCAGGACCUGGUAUCAUCCAGGACGCAUCAGGCAAGAAGGGGAAAAAAAGAUAAUGCUACAAGCAAAAAAUGACUACUUGUUUAACCUAGUCUGUAAGAGUGGGUAACAAGCUCAAAGGCUGGAAACCACUGCACUAGAUCACAAUACCUGUUCAAGGAUUGUCACCACUGCAGUGCAAGGAAAAAUCUGAAAGCACUCCAUGCAAGUUUGAAGUAACAAUACUGCUGAUCUAUCGUCACUGGAUGUCCCAAGCAUGAUGGUUCAAGAAACAUUCAGUGUCCAAAUCACCUUUUAGUUUCUUUCAUGCUAAGUGAGUAUGACCAUUUUUAAAUUGCCUUAUUGAUGCGUUUACACUUUUCAUGGCUUGUAUGGCCUCCACUUCUUUUUGCCUUUGGAAUGUUAUCAGGCCAGAUACUGAUCACACCAUUUACUUAAAAAGGACUAUUGUGUUUUUCUGCGAUC